Molecule: messenger RNA, 3736 nt
Organism: Astyanax mexicanus (Mexican tetra)
Lineage: Eukaryota; Metazoa; Chordata; Actinopteri; Characiformes; Acestrorhamphidae
Gene: ets2
Product: v-ets avian erythroblastosis virus E26 oncogene homolog 2
Exons: 10
Coding region: 263-1657 (464 amino acids)
Biological process (GO): cell differentiation; regulation of transcription by RNA polymerase II
Cellular component (GO): nucleus
Molecular function (GO): DNA-binding transcription factor activity, RNA polymerase II-specific; sequence-specific DNA binding
Source: RefSeq, a predicted model, not a curated record
GGCUCCUCGCGCAGCUUCAGUCAGCGGUCGACUUUACAUAAAACCAGAGAAGCGUAGAGAAAACAGAGAGAACCGCGGAGCUGCGAGUUUACACUGGAAACACCCCACAGAGAUUCCCCCCACGCUGCUGGAGAACGCACACACACUACACCGGCUACAGGGAACUACAGGAAUACAUUAACGCUGCAGUCCGCCAGUUUUAAAGCCUGCUCUCGGAUAUUUCACCGCCCGCUGCGUGGAAACAUUCAACAGGUUCCUUUAAAUGUGUGACCUCAGCAUGGACCAGGUGACCCCCCUGUCUUCAGGCUACAGAUGCUUGAAGAGGCAGGUUGCCUUUGAGUUGUUUGACGACCCCAUGUCUUUAUUCUCUGGGUUUUACUCAUCUGUGGAGGAGGAGCAGGCAGCUCAGGAGGUUCCAUCAGGCCUGGAAUGUGUUCCACAAGAUCUGGGACCAUGCACCGUGCCUCUUUUGACACCCUGCAGUAAAGCCGUCAUGAGUCAGGCUUUGAAAGACAGCUUUAAUGGAUUCUCCAAAGUACAGCGCAUCUGCGGCAUCUCCAAUAAUCCAAGGAAAUGGAGCAAACAGCAUGUGCUGCAGUGGUUGCACUGGACCUCCAGCGAGUUCAGCCUUACCAAUGUAAACUUCUAUAAGUUUGAUAUGUGUGGAGAGGAGCUGUGUGACCUGGGAAAGGAAGGGUUUCUGGACCUGGCUCCAGAUUUUGUUGGCGACAUCCUUUGGGAGCAUCUGGAGCAGAUGAUGAGAGCCUGUCAGGAGAGCAGUGAAGUGAAAGCACUUUCCUGUCCUGUACUGGCUGAAUCAAAAUGGAUGAACAACAACUCCAUUGGCUUUGGACUGGAGGACACGCAGUGUGCGCUGCAGGUUUCAGACAGCAGCACUAGUCUCCUGAGGGAGCUGUUUGAGGCUUCAGACAAUUCAGCCCAUCUGAUCUCUGACCAGGACUUCUCCAUGUUCCCUAAACCUCAGCUGAGCACUGUCAAUGUCAGCUACAUCAGCCAGGAGUACCCAAACAGUAAAGCAACUCCACGACUCAAGACACCCUUCUCGUCCCAUGAGAAGGCUUCUUUGGAGAGUGUGGACAGUGUGGAUGGAGAGUGUGCCCUGCGUUCAUGGGGCAGUCAGUCCUCCCUCGCUGACACUCAGCGCGUCCCAUCUCACGACAGUUUUGAUGACGAGUACACAGCAACACCACUGAGUCUUGGCAAAGAGGGCCUGUCUUUUAAGGACUACGUCCAAGAGAGAAAUGAACCACUGGAGCAGGGCAAACCUGUCAUCCCUGCUGCUGUACUUGCUGGAUUUACUGGAAGUGGUCCUAUUCAACUGUGGCAGUUCCUCCUGGAGCUCUUGACAGAUACAACUUGCCAGGGUAUCAUCAGCUGGACAGGAGAUGGCUGGGAGUUUAAACUCACUGAUCCUGAUGAGGUUGCGCGCCGCUGGGGCCGCCGAAAGAACAAGCCUAAGAUGAACUAUGAGAAGCUGAGCCGUGGCCUACGUUACUAUUAUGACAAGAACAUCAUCCACAAAACGUCUGGGAAGCGCUACGUCUACCGCUUUGUCUGCGACCUGCAGAACCUGCUGGGCUACACUGCCGAGGAGCUGCACAGCAUGCUGGGUGUGCAGCCCGACACUGAGGACUGAACCAUACAAGCACCUCAGUGGAAGGGUGCGCGUGUGAUGGAGCAAAGUGGGGUUGAACCCACUGGUCCACUAUUACAGUCAGUCCAGGCCUUUUAAAAAGGUCUGCAUCAAGAGUGACUCAGCAAGCACUGCGGCUGCACUUGAAGCCUCUGCCCUGGCUAAAAGAGCAGAGAAUGCGACGUUUCUCUUUUUCCAGAGCCAGAUGAGGCUCUGGUCGUUUACGACUGCCGCGCUUCACAGAGGCAGGGCCACCAAAGAUGGGCCUACAAGCUUUAAUCUGCGCAGAUAUAAAUUCAUCUCACACUCUAUCCUUUGGAAGUGAUUCUCUCUUUAUAAAUGUGGAUAACUACUUUUGCUUAAAUCAGCAGAACUUGGUAUAAAAGGUACAACAUAACUGUAAUUAAGGCACUCCUUUAUACAAAGAGGAUAGUGUUGUGUUUUUCUAUGCUUUCAAUCUUUCUGUUGGCAAAGAAAGCCUGAGAUGCCUGUCUAUCUAGACAUUGUAUCCAGACUGUUGUUAUAUGGCAAGUGCCAUUGCCUUCACUUGUUUUAUAAGUGCUUUAAAAUUCAGUGCUGGUUGCACCAGCAGCCCUGCACGCCUCUGCUUUCCUUGCUGCCAGGGAAAGAGAGCCAGCACUGUGCCACAUUCAGUAUCCUGACUGCAACUCCCAGCUGCCAUUGCGGCUUACAAGCCACGCAAGUUUAGCUCUAUAUUAUGUUGCUGUCUGAUAUUUCUUAUUUUUAUGAUUGUAAGUGUCAAAAAUAAGACAUGUAAUACAUUUUUAUGAGUGUUUUGAACAGAGCUGCUGUAUCGAGGCACGUUUUGUGCCAGGGUGGUUAAUUUGCUUGUGCAGAGGCCAAGGUGACAUUCCAGUGUCAGUAUUUAAUCGUGUUAGAUUUUCUGUGCAUUAAACCUGCACUAAAGUUAACUGCAUCUCAUUAGAGAACAACACACUCCAGUAAAGAGUUGCAUAAAGGAUUCUUUGCCAGAUCUUGAGACAGGGACAGGGGGAAUGUUGGACUGUUUUUAAAUGUAAAAAAAAAAAAUUAUGUAAAUCUUAUUGAUAUGAGCUGAUCAGCUGGAUUAAGGUUUAAAUUAUUUAUCUUUUUUAUUUAUAUUUUGUAAUAUUUAUGAUACACCAAAGCCAUAAAGGCUCUCAGAGGAUCAUACACAUGUUAAUUUUUUUUUUACUUUCUUUUGGAGCUAGGUCUUUUGUGUACAGGGCAUUUUCAUGAAAGAUUGUUGUUGUUUUUUAUGUACAGUAAAGGUUUUAUUUUUAAAGUAUUUUAUGAUCUUUAGCUGCUUUUUGGGACAAAAAUAAGGAUAUGAAAUUCUAAAAAUAAGAAUGUUUAAAGGAUUUUUUUUUUGUUUUGUUGUAAAAACUGAAACGAGGUCAUAUAACUAGUUGACAUGUAUUGUGAAAGUAAUUGCUUAGACCUGUUAUAUUUCAUGUGUUUAUAAAAGCUAUUUUUCUACAUAUUUUUCUUGUUUUUCUCUCAUUUGUUGGUGUGUUGAGAUCUUUAGUUGGUUGAAUUUGUAUACAAAUGCUUUACUUAAUAAUAAAAUAAUUAAAAGGAAGCAGCAGAAUGGACUCUUUAGGUCAUAGAAAGGAAUGAAUCACCUCAUGUUUAUGUGAGAUCAGCUACUCAUUUUUUAUAUGAACUGCAACCAGAUGACAGAAACAUACAUAGUUCUUGAAAGAAAGUAACUGCCACGUAGUAUCUGUAUAUCUGUGUAGACGUCGGUGAAAGUGGGUGACGCGUAGUGCUGGACAAACACUAGCAAACCUGUGAGUCAACCUAUUAGUGUUUUUAGUAUUUGGUCUAGAAGAAAAGGAGAUUACGCUUUAAAACUACUCUAACAUCCUCUUUUUCUUUUUGAGUCAGAGCUGUAACUGUUACUGUGUUACUUGUUAUUGUGACUUCACAAUGCUUGACUAAUGGCUACAGCAUGGCUGUUCUUUGCUCAUUGUUAGUCAGACGGCUUACUAGUAAGAAUUCUGCCAGUUUAAACUCACUGUUCAUCAUUGUGAAGACAUCUCUAUCUGUAUUUGCAGUAAAAUAAAAUUUUCAAAGGAA